AUGCUGAUCAUAAAGCCCAACUGGUUGGUGCAUGCUAGGGGGAAGAGACGAUUUGAAGUUUACAGCUGCCAUGUAUCCCCUGACGGCAAGCGACUAGCGACUGCAGGCUUUGAUGGAACUGUUCGGAUUUGGUCCACAGAGGCUAUUUUAAAGGAUAGAGACGAAACCUUCAAUGGACCUAAAGAGAUAUGCUCAGUUAAUGCCCACACAGGUGUCGUCUUCACGGUGCGUUGGUCAGGUACGAACAGAUAUCUCGCAUCCGGUUCCAGUGACAGACUAGUAUUGCUAUACGAGCGAGAUCCAGAAUCAGGCCAUGCUGAGAAAUGGCGAACUUCGCGCAAGCUUUCCGGUCACGAAAACGGUGUUCGGGAUGUUGGUUGGUCAAUCGAUUCAUCUAUCUUAGUAUCAGUUGGGCUAGACUCGAAAAUCAUAAUUUGGUCCGGUAGAAAUUUCGAACUUUUGAAAUGCCUUAGCGCUCAUCAAUCUGCGGUUAGAGGAAUUACGUUUGAUCCAGCCAACAAAUAUUUUGCUACGGCUUCAGAUGACCGGUCCAUUAAAGUAUUUCAGCUCAAACCUUUUACUGAUACUGCUGUAGGAAAGGCUGAAGAAGGGUCCCUUAUGGAGGCCACAAUAACUAAACCUUUUGUUAACAGCCCAAUCACAAUGUUUAAAAGAUGCUCCUGGUCAAUUGACGGCGAGCACAUCGCUGUUGCCGGUGCUGUUAGGGGCCCAGAUAAUUCAGUUGCUAUUAUCAACCGUGGUAGUUGGAAGCACAGCAUCUCGUUUAUUGGACACGAAGACCCCGUCGAGGUAUGCUCAUUUGCGCCGAGGAUACUUACACGAGAACGCGACCCUGAAAACAGUGGGACUGUUGCCUGCGCUACUCAAGGUGGAUCAUUAUAUUUUUGGUCUAUCGGCGCUCUAGGUCCUAAAAUGGUCGUCCCAAAUCUGGUAACAAAAUCGAUAUCGGAUCUCGGCUGGAGUCCCGAUGCGAAGUCUCUUUUUGCAACUAGCUUAGACGGGAGCAUUGUGGCCAUUGAUUUCAAAAGCGAACUUGGUGAUGUCAUGGGACUAGAAUUUCACAAACGGAUACUACGGAGAGCCGGGAUUCAGAGGCAAUUUAUGACUGACGAGGCCCACGAGGAAACGCAUCCUGACCAAAAUCUCGGACUCCCCACUGGGAGCUCUAGGCUCGGGGAGAAUAUGCGAACGGAGAUGGCUUCUACGCAAAGGCGCGUGCCAGCAGGGAGUAAUCCGCUCCAGAGCCCGCUCCGAGACACGCUGGCCCUGGAUCAUCCGUGCGACUUAGAGAAUCUUUCUACAACGAAUCACGAAUUUGAAGGUGGGAGAAGUGUUGUAGAAACAGGCGCUAGAAUAGCCACGGAUUCAGGAUAUGCAUCUAUCACUCAUGGCACCGAGCUAUGCGCACAAAGCGAUCACGGCAUCAAGUUUCAAUCUUUGAAUACAUCAGAACAUACGUCGACUGCAAUGGAUCCUCUCGAUUUGGAUGAUACCCAAACGGUUUACUCAGACGCAUCAAGCGUACCCACUUUAGCGAAAGAAAGUUACAUAUCUGAGUUAGCCGAUGCUCUACUCAACGAAGUUCUUCCUUGCAAACCCGACGCCGAUACGUUGGAGAGAAUAUCUCUAGUUCUUCCGGAUGUUCUAAAGGCCUUCGCUCUCAAAAUUGGCCAAAACGCGCCCACUCAAAUGCAUCGCGACGUUAUGUUUUUUAUCCAUAAGAGUCGAGGUGAUAUAACUAAGUACUUCAAUCGGAAGCUUCCUAAUGAAGAGGAACAAGAAGAGAAUGAUUUUAGAACCCAUGUUCCCGCUUCCGACGGGAUGCUGUAUACCGAAGUGGUAGAGCGCUGGCGCUUAGAAAACCCGCAAGAUACCAUGAUGGAGGAUCCGCAAGACUCACUUUUAAUGAAACCACAGGACCCAGCUUUAAAGGAACCGGAAGAUCCCGUUUUGGAAGAGCCGCAAGAUCUUUCCCAUUUUUGGGAAACCUCCCUCGCAGAAGACGCACUACUUCCAAAUGCUGACACAGCGGGGGCCAUUUUUAGUGAACUGAUUGGUCCGGAGUUUGAUGAGGAAGUAAGGGGAGAUGACGGCCAAGAAAUAAACGUGCCUCAACUUCCCGCCUAUAGAGACUUUAUCUUCAAGGUAGCAGCAUACGAAUGGCUUCUUGGGAGAUUAAGCAGAGAAUUAUUUCUUACCCCGGCAAAACCGAACAUAAUGGAUAAAAUAAGGGAGACAAUCGCUCAAAAACUGCCAUCCAAUCACAGAAUCAGUAGAAGCCAAUCGGCGGAGACUUUUAAGAUGGUUUUUGUUGUGAGAUGGAAUCCAAUGGGCUUUAUUGCUGAACAAGAUUAUGAAGAGGAACCAGGCGAAGCGAUUGAGAAGGCCAUUACACUAACCGGAUCAAUCAAAGAUGCGCAAGCUCUGACAUGCAAAGAGUACUUUUGCCAAACAUGGCGAUCAGGUGGGAAACAUACAAUUCAGUUAAUUAAAGACACAGUUCAGAAUGGACCUCAUAACCUGCAAGCUUCUACUUUACCCGAUGGAACUCAACUGAGAGCAUGCAUUCAGGAUUCAAAACUCAUUGUUGAAGCUGUCGGUACCAGGGAUUCCGUUGCUGAAGUUGGUGAACAGCUUGGAUGGCUUGGGGCUGCAUUUUACUCUUCAACAUGGGAUGCAGGGUUGGCCUCCAUAAUACCGAUCAUCAAUGAGAUCAGUCCCAGAGAUAUUUCGAAAUCGACGCCCGGGCCGCCGCGUUGCCCCGAACUAAUUUGCGAUAUUGAUUUCAUUGUCCAGGAAAGAGCUGUGCAUCCUAUGUCUUCCACUCAUCCUAUAUCUUCUAAUGGCCAGUGCUGGCACAAAAUGUUUAGGAAUCCGGUUGUGGUCGAAGGUUAUCCGAUUUUGCGGCGCCCGAAAGUCGAGUCUGGUAUCGGUCUUGAAAUUCCGCUCAAUAUGAUGGCCGGUUUGGCCCAAACCAAACGUGUGAAUAUUUUUGAUGGCAAGAUUUUCAUUAAGGGAUAUUCGGCUAUGCUCAUUCCGAUCAAAAGAGAUGGAGAUAUGCUCAUUUGGCAUUUUCUCUACAACGACACAGGAGAGCGUAUUUCCUACCUGGACAAGACCUUUCAUGCAGAAGAUAUCAGUAUCCCGGCUUUAGAAACAGCCCGGCAUGUAGUUGGUUGGUGUUCGAAAGCUAGUUACCAUGCCGGGGCUGCAGAUGCGGUUUAUAGUAUCAAGUCGUCCCGGCUCUCCAAAACUCAUGGCGGUUGUGCCCUUCGGGAAGUUUGCGCAAUUCGAGGACAGAUAGUCAGCGGCGGCUCCCAAUUCGCGAUCGGUAAUAAAGACAUUCCACUUCGCCUGUCACGGAAAGGAAAGUGGCAUAUUCCAGGACUAAAAUGGAUCCACAAGAAAUUCGUAGUUAUGUGGGACGAGCAAGACAAGCGAGGUUGGCUUGUCAAUGGCACCAGCGCAUUACUACAUCUUUUAUAUGGAUCUCUAGCCCAUGAUAGCGCUGACGAAUUCAGCUCCAAAUUCCUCUUUAAGAAAGAGCGUAUGCAUGAAGCAAUUAAGCCUCACAGGGCAUGCUCAGCUAUCGAAGUACUUCUUAAUGAGAAUAACUUGAAGCAGGCAAUAUAUCCAGGAGAAAGUGUCCAUUAUUGCGUUGAGGAUAGGCUCGAAGAACUUUACAAUAUGUUAGAGAAAAUCAUCGACUACCAGAUGACUGUUAGUUCGACGCCUUCGACACCAAGAUACCUCGAAGGCUGGGAUUUUAAAGAUUUAGCCACGGGGGGAGACCCAAUUUACCCUCGUGUAGCAACACUUGAAGCAAUCGGCCAAAGCUGGGUCGAUUUCACCAGAGCUAUUCAUGCUAUUGCCUUAUUUGGGCGUGGAUUUGGCGAAAUAAUCCAGCCAGCCGAUACUGGAAUAUGUACCUACUGGAAAGAAUUGCCGAAGCAGAAAUACUAUCUCGCAGCAGGCCUUCGCGAUCUCAGAAGUAUCAUGGGCCUUGGUAUCGACGAAGAGAUAGAGAUGCCGCCGAAGCUAGUCGACGAUGUUGUCUGGCAUAUUCCACAAUCCACAUUUGGACAAUGUCAAUGCAAGGAGAAGAAAUCUGAAGACCACUCUGAUUUUGUUCAAGCUCUUCUGCCUUCAAAAUUCAGCCGUUUUCUGCCUGAAAAUGAGCCAAUACGAUUGGACGAUGAUAGCGCAGUGAUAUUCGGCCACAACACUAGCUUCGAAUGGCUAUGGAAAGAUUCUAGAGAUCUCCAGGGGGAUGAACCUGUCAUGCCUAGCAAGGAACUCAAAGCCCCAUCUUUGGAUAGUGGAAUCGGAUCAAACUUACUUUUUGGCCCUGAGGAUUAUACAGUCGGGGUUAUUUGUGCAUUACAGAAGGAGCUGUUCGCUGUGCGCGCACUAUUUGAUUCUAGGCACGAGGAUUUACAUCUUCCCUCACAAGAUACAAACCACUACGCACUCGGUCGUAUUCAGAGACAUAAUAUCGUUGCUGCCUGUCUGCCAUCUGGAGAAUAUGGUACAAACGCUGCCGCUCAGGUUCUCUCUCAUAUGAUAAGAAGUUUUACUAAAGUAGAAUUCUGUUGCUUGGUUGGUAUUGGAGCUGGUAUUCCGACGAAAGAAAAUGACCUACGAUUGGGAGACGUCGUGGUUAGUCAUCCAACAGGGACUCACGUCGGAGUCAUUCAAUAUGAUCUUGGCAAAGCUCUUGGUGGGGACCUUUUUGAACGAACGGGGUGUAUACAACGUCUUCCGACUUUUAUAUUGACAGCUAUCAGUAGCUUGAGAUCUGACCCCAACCUACCCUCUCAACCACUGCAAAAAUAUAUCGACGAUAUCAUAGCACGCUGCCCAGAGUAUAAAUUUCCGGGAAUACAACAUGACAAGAUACUUGUUGCCGAGUGUUUGAACGACACAAACCACGUUGCUUGUCGCCGAUGCACCGAUCAAUCCAGAAAUCAUCCAAAGAUUCACUACGGUUUAAUAGCUUCCGGAAACAAAGUUAUCAAAGAUGCGAAGACUAGAGACCGCUUAUACAGAGAUUAUAAGGUUCAUUGUAUCGAAAUGGAGGCAGCCGGAGUUAUGAAUGUAUUUCCUUGCGUCGUGAUUCGAGGUAUUUGCGACUAUGCAGAUUCGGACAAGAAUGAUUUGUGGCAAGAAUAUGCCUCCGCGACGGCUGCUGCUUAUUUAAAGCUCCUGCUUUCUGUUAUACGAAAUCGAGAUGAUUCCGAGGGCACCGGAUCGAGGAAGCGGGCCGCUUCGUCACUAAACUAUGAUUCUUCUUCUGCAAAGAAGCUCAAGGAUAUCUCAUACCUUGUCUCACCUACAAAGCCUCAAGCAGGUACCACCCCAGAUCGGGGCAGCACGUGGACCAGCCAAGGCUUGCUGUAA
Molecule: messenger RNA, 5421 nt
Organism: Orbilia oligospora ATCC 24927
Lineage: Eukaryota; Fungi; Ascomycota; Orbiliomycetes; Orbiliales; Orbiliaceae
Exons: 7
Coding region: 1-5421 (1806 amino acids)
Biological process (GO): nucleoside metabolic process
Molecular function (GO): protein binding; catalytic activity
Source: RefSeq, a predicted model, not a curated record